AUGUCUGAUGAAUCUGAUUCUGAGUCAGAUGACCUGUCAUACGAGUCAUUAGGAAGAAAAUAUGAUUGUUUGUUUAAAGAGACCUUGUCCUUGAAAGAAGAGAGCCUCAAACUUGAGGCAAAUAACCAAGAUCUUCAACAUGAAAUUCUCAUCUUAAAAGAAACCAAAAAGGAGUUGAGUGACAAAUUUGAGUCUCUAGAAAAAGAAAUUGAUGCUCUUGUGUCAAUUAGGAGUAACCUCGAGAACCAAGUUAAUGUGCUCAAGGAAAGUAACAUUGGUUUCCAGAACUCAAACAAACAGCUCCUAGGUGAAUUGAAUGAAGCAAAUAGGAAGAUUAUAUCUAUGACCAUUGGUGCAUCAAAAAUUGACAAAAUGUUGAAUAUGGGAAAACUUCAUGGGGACAAAGGUGGUCUUGGAUUUAAUCACUUUGGUUCUAGUUUGUCUAGUUCUACCACUAAGUGUGGGUUGACUGGUCAUAUUCGACCAAUCUGUCAUAUGUAUAGCAAAGAUAAGACCAUAAAAUUGUCUCCAAAAUCUAAAAGGAAUCCCAGAUCUUUGCAAGAUCAAGUUGAUCAUUUGCUGAAUGAAGUCACUAAGAUAGCCAAACUUGUCUCCCUCAAAAUGAGUUCUCCUAUUGUGCCUAAGUCUACUUGGAUUGCAAGAGGUCAUACCAAAUCUCUUGUUGUGCUAAAUGCUUUUGCUGCUUCAAACAUCAACUCUUGGUAUUUUGAUAGUGGCUGUUCCAAACAUAUGUCUGGGGAUAAAAAUGUUUUCUCAUCUCUCAGCCCCUUUGAUGGAGGCACUGUGACUUUUGGUGGAGGUCAUAGGUCUCAAGUUGUUGGAAAAGGUACUGUUUGUAUCCCUGGUCUGCCCGAGCUUAAGAAUGUUAGAUUUGUUGAGGGUCUCACAUCCAAUCUCAUUAGUGUGAGUCAGCUGUGUGAUGAUGGAAUAGUAGAAGUUAGAUUCUCCAAGCAUGGCUGCAAAAUCAUUGGAAAAGGUGGAAAUGAGAUUGUGAGCGUGGCAAGGUCUAGGGACAAUUGCUUCUGCAUUGAUGGUGUCAAUGAUGCAAAAGAAGUUGUUUGCAACAAGGUUGUAAAUGAAACAAGUAUUUUGUGGCAUCAAAGGCUUGGACAUGUUAAUUUUAGAGACUUGCAUAAAUUGUCCAAGAGAGACUAG
Prunus armeniaca (apricot) is the source of this 1176-nucleotide messenger RNA. Lineage: Eukaryota; Viridiplantae; Streptophyta; Magnoliopsida; Rosales; Rosaceae. The record is from the annotation of a GenBank genome assembly.